AUGGGCUGUGGACCAUCGAAUGCAGCCGUUCCGGUGGCGGGAGAAGGGAUAUCGACCAUCUCUAAGCUCGUCUACCCCCGCCCGGAAGCGUUCGAAAUUCCACUCGACGAUGAUGGGGAGAACGCGGGCAGCCUUAUCAAAAAACAUCCACCAAAACGCCUGAAGCGGCUCGAGGAACAGUCCAGCUCAUCGCCGAGCAUCGAGGAUUUGGAGGAAAAGUUGGCCACGGCUGAGAUUCGGCGGCAGCAGUUCCUGGCGAAUCGCUCCCAGAAGACGACCUUCGACAAGGGCAGCCUGGACGCGACGGAGAACGAUGCCAGCACGAUUCCGGAGGAAGGUGAGGACGACCGGUCGGCGGUCGACGAACACACACUGGAGGAUGCGGAGGAUUCGGGCGUCGAACGGACGGGACCUCCGGACGGCGCGGACAGUCCGAACAACACGCGACAUCGGGGGCGCAAGGCGGACGAACAGGGAGAGGACGAGGAGGACGGGGACGGGGGGCACAAUCAGAGGCGGCGGGGUUCGGAUCUCAGCAUCGGCCACCUCACCAGCAUGCGCAUGCGGAUGAACCAGUACAGGAAAAAGUCCCAUCAACAUUAG
Molecule: messenger RNA, 603 nt
Organism: Anopheles coustani
Lineage: Eukaryota; Metazoa; Arthropoda; Insecta; Diptera; Culicidae
Exons: 3
Coding region: 1-603 (200 amino acids)
Source: RefSeq, a predicted model, not a curated record